Messenger RNA from Metarhizium brunneum ARSEF 3297, 1917 nucleotides. RefSeq names its product Alkyl/aryl-sulfatase BDS1. Gene Ontology annotation, molecular function: protein dimerization activity; linear primary-alkylsulfatase activity; zinc ion binding. NCBI's taxonomy places the organism in Eukaryota, Fungi, Ascomycota, Sordariomycetes, Hypocreales, Clavicipitaceae. The record is from RefSeq and is a predicted model, not a curated record. Gene Ontology annotation, biological process: dodecyl sulfate metabolic process; antibiotic catabolic process.
AUGAGCACCCCAAGCGACAAUCAUGACUUUGAAUUUGCUCAAAAGGGUCUUGUUGCUACUUUCGUAGAUCCAUUCAUCUACUCCGAUCGGAAGCAAGAAGUUAUCUGGAACAAUAACGCCUACAAUUACCUUCAAGAAGAGGCCCCAGAAACCGCUAACAAGUCUCUAUGGAGACAAGGGCAGCUCUGCGCCGUGGAAGCAGGUCUCUACCAAGUCAGCACUGGGAUUUACCAAGUGCGUGGGACGGACAUAGCCAACAUGAACAUUAUCCAGAUUCCGGGUACCAACGGCAUCAUUAUUAUCGACUGUCUGACCUGUGUAGAGACCGCGCGAAAGUCCCUUAACCUCUACCAGGAAUUCCACAAAGGCCAGUUUGGCCAAGACCCAGAGAUUAAGGCCCUCAUCUAUACCCAUUGCCAUGGCGAUCACUUUGGUGGCGCCCAGGCAAUUACAGAGAUUGCGGGUGAUGAUCUCAGAAUUAUUGGUCCUGACGGUUUUCUGGAACAUGCUGUGAGUGAAAAUAUUUACGUUGGAGCAGCAAUGGGCCGGCGGUCGAUUUAUAUGUACGGAGAAGGACUGCCGAAGUCGCCGACAGGACAAAUUGGCUGUGGGUUGGGCCAAGCGUUGCCGUCAGGAACCAGCUCCUUGCUUGCGCCAAAUCAAUACAUCAAGCAAGAUGGUAUUUUAUCCCCUAGUAUUGAGGGGCUAGAGAUUGUUUGCCAGUUGACCCCGGGCACAGAAGCCCCGGCCGAAGUCAACUUUUACUUUCCGGCAUACAAGGCCCUUUGCAUGGCGGAAAACGCAACUCAUACCUUACAUAACAUCCAGACACUUCGGGGCGCCCAGGUUCGAGAUGCGAGACUCUGGUCGCGACACCUUGAUCAAGCUAUUGCCUUGUUUGGCGACAAAACAUCAGUCGUGUUUGCUAGCCACCACUGGCCGACUUGGAAUGAAGACGACCAGAACUUGGUCCUCCCCUUCCUGGAGGAGCAACGCGAUUACUAUGCGUACCUUCAUAACGAAACGCUCCGACACCUCAACAGCGGCCAGACUCCCGUGGAGAUUGCCGAAAGCAUCCAGAUGCCGCCGAAUCUGAGCUCCAAGACGCACCUCAGGGGGUACUAUGGGUCUGUCAACCAUAAUGUCAAGGGCGUGUAUGACAAGUAUAUGGGCUGGUUCGACGGUAACCCGGCAAAUCUAUGGCCGCGUACCCCCGUAGAGUCGGCGACGCGAUAUGUCGCCUGCAUGGGCGGCAGCGAUCAAGUUCUGGCCAAGGCCAAAGACUUUAUCGCGAACAACGAUUUGCGAUUUGCAGCCACUCUUUUAAACCACCUCGUUUUCGCCGACGACAAAAAUGCUGCUGCAAGGAAGGAGCUGAUAUCAGUCUAUACAACACUUGGGUACGGUUGCGAAAACGGCACGUGGCGCAACAUUUACUUGACGGGGGCGUAUGAACUGGAACACGGACCCGAAGCUGCUGUCAACGCAAUGUCACUCGAGUCUUUAAUGUCUGUUGACCUCGACGAGCUCUUUGACGUGGUGGCCAUCAACGUGGAUGGCCCUCGGGCAUGCAAUGAGCCGGGCGUCACCAUUGAGUUCAUGAUAGGCGAUAUGAAGGCGUCGCCGAAGCAGCCGACUGAAGGUGCGGGCUGGCACGUCCGGCUGAGCAACGGUGCCGUCACGGGACGAGCUGUCGAGUACGUUCCGUCUCCGGAGCCGCGGGACCCCAAUGUUACAUUAACCGUGUGGCUCUUGCACAAGGCUCUUGUUGAACUGGUGGCAUCGGCGGUGGCGGGUAAACCCACGAGCAUCGACUCUCUCGACAACGUGACUACCUAUGGGGAUACGCUUGCGUGGGAUAUGAUUACAUCACUCGUUACACAACCAAAUGUUGCGUUUAACAUUGUUACUCCCUAA